This is a messenger RNA of Tachysurus vachellii, 867 nucleotides long. It is a transcript of the gene gsx1, whose product is annotated as GS homeobox 1. The transcript is spliced from 2 exons. Gene Ontology annotation, biological process: regulation of DNA-templated transcription. The record is from RefSeq and is a predicted model, not a curated record. Lineage: Eukaryota; Metazoa; Chordata; Actinopteri; Siluriformes; Bagridae. Gene Ontology annotation, cellular component: nucleus. Gene Ontology annotation, molecular function: sequence-specific double-stranded DNA binding; DNA-binding transcription factor activity, RNA polymerase II-specific. Bases 1 to 765 code for a protein of 254 amino acids.
AUGCCUCGAUCGUUUCUUGUGGACUCGUUGAUUUUGCGUGAGGCCAACGAUAAAGGCAACGAGAACAAUCCGCCGCCGCCGUUACUGCCGUACACGGUGCACCCGUCGCACGCGCUGCACGGGCUGUCGGCGGCUGCAGCUGCAUCGUGCCACGCGCGCAAAGCCGGACUGCUGUGCUUCUGUCCGUUGUGCAUGGCGGCCGCGGCGUCGCAGCAGCUUCACCCUGCUCCCCCGGCGCUCCCACUGCUUAAGGCGGCGGCCGCGGCAGCCUCGUUCCCGGCGGCUUUCGGCUCUCAGUGCUGCCCAUCCGCGCUCUCGCGGCAGCACUCGCCCUCCAGCGGCGUGCACGUGAACCACGGCGCGGGACUUUACCAGAGCGCGUACCAGGUCGCGGACCCGCGGCAGUUCCACUGCAUGUCGCUCGAAAACAGCAACAGCCAACUCCAAAGCAGCAAGCGCAUGCGCACAGCGUUCACCAGCACGCAGCUCCUGGAGCUUGAACGUGAGUUCACUUCAAACAUGUACCUGUCCAGACUGCGGCGCAUCGAGAUUGCCACCUACCUGAACUUGUCAGAGAAACAGGUCAAGAUCUGGUUCCAAAACCGACGUGUCAAGCAUAAGAAAGAAGGCAAGGGAGGUUCCCACAGAACGGGUUCUCUGCACUGCAAGUGUUCCUCUGCGAGGUGCUCUGAGGAGGAAGAUGACACCCCCAUGUCACCUUCAUCAUCAGGAAAGGAGGACGCUGAUCUCUCUGUUAGCCCAUGAACAUUCUCAGUAAACAUUCAUACAGGGCUUGCUCCAUAGCAUACCACCUGCAGAGUUACUCAUUAGCUCUUUGAUUAGCCAAAUCAGGUGCUAGAUUUGGGG